This is a messenger RNA of Gilbertella persicaria, 1167 nucleotides long. RefSeq lists its product as uncharacterized. Gene Ontology annotation, biological process: glycosphingolipid biosynthetic process. Gene Ontology annotation, molecular function: hexosyltransferase activity. The transcript has 2 exons. The coding region runs from base 1 to 1167 and encodes 388 amino acids. Lineage: Eukaryota; Fungi; Mucoromycota; Mucoromycetes; Mucorales; Choanephoraceae. The record is from RefSeq and is a predicted model, not a curated record.
AUGCCAAGACAAUUUAAACAAAAUGAUUUUCCUCUUCAGACCGAACCUAAACGAUGGCGCAUAAUCACUGUUAUAAAAUACACCAUCUUGUGCAUAGCUCUUGUUGUGAUCUCAUUCUUCACUAUUUGCCAACUUCAACUCAAUGUUCGUGUGUAUCUUCGAAACUGGAUCUCCCAUGCUGACGAUGCUUACUAUCAACCUCUUGCUGGAUGCUUCGAUAAACUACCUGAGAACAGUCCAUACAAGAAUGGUGUCAGAGAAUAUACAUAUGAUGUAGCACCAGGUAUCAGUUUAAUGGAAGACUACGAUUGCUAUGAUUUUGCAGCUACUAUCCGCACCAAACCUUUCAAACAGCCCAUGUCACCACUUGAAGAAAAGACUGUCUAUCAUGCCUACUGGAGAGCAGACAUUGCUCCUGUAGGACCUAAGCAACUAGCUACUCUGCGUUCUUUCUUUGCUACACAAAACCCAAACACAACUGUGCUAUAUCUUUGGUCUAAUGGAGACCUAUCUCCUUCACCUGUGAUUAAGCAAAUCAAAAGCUAUGUCGGCGAUCGUCUUCAGAUCAUGUUAUAUGACCCUGUUGAACUCGCUAAAGGAUCUCCUAUGGAAGGAUCCUCACAUCUAGAGUUCAAAGACGAUAGUGGUUAUCUUGACGGUGAUCUGAUUCGACUUUUGGCUAUCUAUCGUUAUGGCGGUAUGUGGUUUGAUAUGGACAGUCUUUUUAUUCGUGAUAUGGGUCCACUUCUAGAACAUGAAUGGCUUUCUCAAUGGGAUUGCUUCUUGCCUAAUGGAUUUCCAUUCAAUGGUGCUUUUAUGCGAUUCUACAAAAAAUCACCUUAUUUGUGUGAAAUGUUGAGUGAAUUAGCCUCAGGCCCUCUGCCUCGUCCUGACACGAUUGAUUGGGGAGGAUACAUGUAUUAUCGUGUCUAUCGUCGCUUAUUGCAUCAUGGCAUUCGUCCUUGGUCUGUCUUGCCUUGGUGCUUCACAGACUCCAUGGUGUGUUCACCCAAGAACUCAAUGCCUAAUGCCUUUAUUGAAACUGAAUUCAACCAAGAGAGAUUGUUGCAGACAUUUGCUUACCAUUGGCACAAUCAGUGGAAAAAGGAACCUGGGUCUCUAUUCAAUUUUUUGGAAGAUAGACACAAAAAUGUAACCGGUUGGUAA